AUGCCCACAAACGGGACCCACCAAGCUUUAAGGAUCCAGUUUGGCUUAAUCAAUUGUAGCAAUAAGUACCUGACAGCAGAGGCUUUUGGUUUCAAAGUCAAUGCAUCUGGCAUCAGUCUGAAAAAGAAGCAAAUCUGGAUGCUGGAACAGGAUGAAGGGAACAACUCAGUGGUAUUUUUCAAGAGCCACCUUGGCCGUUAUCUGUUGGCUAAUAAGGAUGGCAAUGUGUCUUGUGAGGCAGAGAAACCUGACAAUGACUGCAGAUUCACGGUUAUUGCACAUGCCGAUGGCAGAUGGACUCUACAGUCUGAACCCCACAAGCGGUACUUUGGUGGGUCUGAAGACCAUCUCUCAUGCUUUGCACAGACCAUCACCGAGUCCGAACUUUGGUCCAUCCACCUGGCCAGCCACCCUCAAGCCAACCUUCUAAGUGUCAGUCGCAAAAGGUACGCCCAUCUGUCAGCCCAAGAAGGUGAGCUGUCAGCUGACAGCAACAUUCCUUGGGGUGUGGAUGCUCUCAUCACCUUGAUCUACCAAGAGAAGAAGUACAGCAUCCAGACUUGUGACAAUAGGUUUCUCAGAAAUGAUGGAAAGCUGAUUAAGAAGCGUGAUCAGGGCACUGGCUACACCCUGGAAUUUAAAGCUGGGAAGAUCGCUUUCAAGGAUCAUGAAGGAAAAUAUUUGAGUGCAAUAGGGCCAACUGGUACUCUAAGAUCUGGAAGAAAUUCCAAGCCUGGCAAAGAUGACCUCUUUGAUUUGGAGCAGAGUCAUCCUCAAGUGGUUUUACAAGCUUCAAAUGGCCGCCUGGUGUCCAUCAGACAAGGUGAGGAGCUUGCGCAGAGUGGUAAUGUCCCUAACCUCUAA
This is a messenger RNA of Rhincodon typus (whale shark), 864 nucleotides long. RefSeq names its product fascin actin-bundling protein 2b, retinal (gene fscn2b). Gene Ontology annotation, biological process: establishment or maintenance of cell polarity; actin filament bundle assembly; cell migration. NCBI's taxonomy places the organism in Eukaryota, Metazoa, Chordata, Chondrichthyes, Orectolobiformes, Rhincodontidae. Gene Ontology annotation, molecular function: actin filament binding; protein-macromolecule adaptor activity. Gene Ontology annotation, cellular component: actin cytoskeleton; cytoplasm. Bases 1 to 864 code for a protein of 287 amino acids. The transcript has a single exon. The record is from RefSeq and is a predicted model, not a curated record.